AUGGCUGCCCUUGGCAUCGCCAGCCCCAUUGGCAUCAAACCCCGCCACCACGAGGAAGUCAACCCUCGGCAACAUGAGGACAUCACGCCUCGACACCACGAAGAGAUCCGACCGAGGUCUCACAAUGUUCCAAGCUUCGAGACAUUGAAGCACGAAACAGCCAUUGACGCAAGUUCUGCCAUCUCCAAGAUGAUUCCUGGUGUUGGCAAUAACUGGGGAUGCAAUCAUAUACCUGGACCAAGCCCUCUUGACUGCCCAGCCCUUUUCGCAAAGAUACAAUCUGGGCAAAAGGAUGGAGCUGAUGUAUCGGCCGACAGAACUUGCUUCAGCCAAACCCACGGCUCAUGCAAGGCCAUCGUCUGCGCAUCUGGCGGAAUCCACAAUAUCGACUUCUCGUUGACAACUGCACGGAUGAUGAACCCCAUUCAAACAACAUGCAUUGUGAAUGGGAAGAGCGGGUACUGGUGGAACGAGAAACGCUCAGUCUACGUCUUGGUCACGCGUGGCAACUAG
Colletotrichum godetiae is the source of this 513-nucleotide messenger RNA. RefSeq lists its product as uncharacterized. Lineage: Eukaryota; Fungi; Ascomycota; Sordariomycetes; Glomerellales; Glomerellaceae. The transcript has 2 exons. The record is from RefSeq and is a predicted model, not a curated record. The coding region runs from base 1 to 513 and encodes 170 amino acids.